Messenger RNA from Cottoperca gobio, 843 nucleotides. It is a transcript of the gene cxcl8a, whose product is annotated as chemokine (C-X-C motif) ligand 8a. Gene Ontology annotation, biological process: chemotaxis; immune response; defense response. The record is from RefSeq and is a predicted model, not a curated record. Gene Ontology annotation, cellular component: extracellular region. Lineage: Eukaryota; Metazoa; Chordata; Actinopteri; Perciformes; Bovichtidae. The transcript is spliced from 4 exons. Bases 184 to 471 code for a protein of 95 amino acids. Gene Ontology annotation, molecular function: chemokine activity.
AGAGUGACAAGGUGGCUGAACCAAGAAAAGAAAAGUAAAGGAGAGAAAGAACUAAAUAGAAGAAGCAUUUCAUUCGGACUAAAAUCUCCUUCUUCACUUUUACCUUCAGGCUUCAUCAGACAGCUCUUCGAAAGACAUUUUUAAACUCAGUGUUAAUUGUUGCAGAAUUUGAAAAAGGCAAAAAUGAUGAGCAGCAGAGUCAUCGUCACUUCUAUUGUGGUGCUCCUCGCCUUCCUGGCCGCAAGUGAAGGGAGUCUGGGAGUGGAGCUGCACUGCCGCUGCAUCCAGACAGAGAGCAAACGCAUCGGCCGUCACAUCGAGAAAGUGGAGCUGAUUCCUGCCAACUCCCAUUGUGACGAGACAGAGAUCAUUGCCACUCUGAAAAACACAGGCCAAGAGGUUUGCCUGAACCCCAAAGCUCCCUGGGUGCAGAAAGUGAUUAAGAAGAUCAUGUCCAACAAAAGACGCUGAACAGACCGGGAGAAAUGUGCUUCAUGAGUCUGAGAUGUUUAAAGACAAAUGAAGAGUUACCAAAAAGUGUUUUUUGCCAUCGCACUGAUCUCAGUUUACCGCAAGAUGAUCACUUAAUGUCAUAAAGUAUUAAAUUACAAAAAGUUUGUUUGUAUCAAACAUGUAUGCUUGUGUGUAUGGCACGUCUGUGUGUUGUAGCCAAAUGCUCUCUGAUGUCUCUUGGCUGCUCCUGUAGUUUGUAAAACUGCAUAACUUUUGUCUUAUCUAUAACUUAUGUUCAAAACUUAUUUAUUUAUGUAUUUUUUGGAAAGUUAAUGUAUUUUUACAACCUAUUGAUUAAAUUAAAUGUUUUACAUGAAAUUGAAAAUGAAA